CAGAGUGGGCAGCAAGUAACUUACUCAUCCCUUCGUGGGCCAUGUACCUUAGAAGAAUUAUUCAGUCCGUUCCCUGCAAGCCCUGCCCUUUGCCGGCAAAGUUACUCCCAACGGCAGAUCUGGUUGAGGAAGAGCACACACCCCAUUAUACAUAAGCCUCAGCACUUUUAUCCUGUACGUCUUUAUGAGAUACUCAACAACCGAUACCAAAUCGCCGCCAAAAUAGGCUGGGGAACAAGUUCAACGGUAUGGCUAGCACGCGAUCUCCACCAGUGGCGAUGGCUUCCGCCCCGAUAUGUGGCCAUCAAAGUUAACACAAACAAUUAUGUAUCUCAACGAUCUGCGGAGGAGGAGCUGCGUAUUUCUGAGCAUAUAACCAAAGCAAACCCCCAGCAUCCAGGCCGCAACUUUGUCGCCACCUUGUUAGACUCGUUUCGUGUUGAUAGCCCGGGCGGCACUCAUAUUUGCAUGGUCUUCGAUGCGCUUUGUGAACCACUAUGGAUGCUGAACCGUCGUUUCGAAGGAAACACCAUCCCUCUCGGCGUCUUGAAACCGGUAUCUAAACUCAUACUAGAAGGACUGCGGUACCUCCACACCGAAUGCCACGUUAUUCACACAGAUCUCAAGUCCGAUAACAUCUUACUGGCCCUACGCAACCCAUCUAUCCUCGACUCGGUCGCGCAAGAUGAGAUGAACGAUCCCUCUCCACGGAAACAACUGGACGGUCGGGACAUAUACCUAUCCCGAAAUUACUGGGGACUGUCGCCCGACCAACUGGGUAGAUCGGUAAUAACUGACUUUGGGCUUGCCGUGCGUGGUGACGGUCCCCCGAACAGCCACCCCAUCCAGCCAGAGGGAUAUCGGGCGCCGGAAGUUUGUCUCGGGGGCGAGUGGAGCUACAGUGCUGACAUUUGGAACUUGGGAGCUAUGCUUUGGGACCUGUUCUGUGGCCGCGGACCCUUCGACACACCGCCGAACUCGCGCGGUUCAGGCUCAGCAGACGAAGCUCAUCUAGGCCAGAUCAUUUCCCUCCUGGGGCCCCCUCCACCUGAUCUUCUCCGCCGCGGAAAAGAAACAUCUCGGUAUUUUGACGCUAAAGGACAAUUCAAAUUCCCCGAGCUCAUCGGAAAAAAGGACCUGGUGUCUAUGGCUAAAGAAAUUGAUUAUGAUGACGGAAUGCCCCAGUUUGUUGACUUUAUUUCUAGAAUGCUGCGCUGGAGGCCCGAGGACCGGACCACGGCGGAGGACUUGAUUUCCCAUCCGUGGCUUCCGCAAGCGAGACCUGCGAAUGGCUGAGAAGGGGGUUAUCUGUACAGUAAAUAGAUAGAUCUUCGCUCGAGAAACCUGACUGUUCAGGCGUUUCUUUCCGUA
Molecule: messenger RNA, 1371 nt
Organism: Coccidioides immitis RS
Lineage: Eukaryota; Fungi; Ascomycota; Eurotiomycetes; Onygenales; Onygenaceae
Product: CMGC/SRPK protein kinase
Exons: 5
Coding region: 469-1296 (275 amino acids)
Biological process (GO): protein phosphorylation; spliceosomal complex assembly; regulation of mRNA processing
Molecular function (GO): ATP binding; protein kinase activity
Source: RefSeq, a predicted model, not a curated record